Messenger RNA from Acaulospora morrowiae, 1386 nucleotides. NCBI's taxonomy places the organism in Eukaryota, Fungi, Glomeromycota, Glomeromycetes, Diversisporales, Acaulosporaceae. The record is from the annotation of a GenBank genome assembly.
AUGAAAAACAACGAUCAGUUGUUCCUUCGUCCUUUGUUCAACGAUGUUAAGACUGCUGACAUAAUGAUUCGCGUCGACAACAUCCAUUUUUAUGCUCACACCUGCGUGUUAUAUGUCACAACCGGAUUCUGGAAUCGCUACUUUAGGCACAUAAAACUUCGGCGAUUGACAAUGUUAAGAUGCAAAGAAGAACAGAAUGUCGAUGAUCUCGGUGACGAAGCGCUUGAAGAAGGAAUGCUGAAGCAUGAUUAUAGUUGUUCGAAAACAAAAUCAAUUACAGGACUAUCUCACUACAGAGGAGAUCCAGAAACCGAAUUAAAAUACACUUUUGAGGAUUUUGGUAUUUUUUUAAAAUUCCUGUAUGGAUACCCGGUGGAAGGUGUGAACGAGCAUAAAUUGUUCACGCUUGCUUAUCUGGCAUCCAAGAAAAAGUUUGAUGUUCCCGAAUUGCUAAGCCUUUGCGAUAAACUUUUACACGAAACGUGGGAAAGUCGGCGUUGGCGAGUUGCCAUGAAGGCAUCAAAGUGGCUAGGAUUAAAUAAAUUGAGAUGCCAGGUCUUGAAAUAUGUGUAUACCAAGGGUGAAUCGAUGUUCGCAAAACACAUAGUCAAAGAACUUGACGAACAUGAUUGGAAAGUUAUAUCCAUCAUUUUGGACAAGGAAGAUCCUUGCCUCAUGGAUUUUGAUGAAAUUUGUAGUAGAGAAAUAAGUUUUGGGAGUGACGACCCGAAGGACGAAAUGGUGGAAAAUACGAUGGAUCGCGACGAAUCAAAAAACGAAAUAAUGGAGGAUAUGAUGGAUCGCGACGACUCAAAAAACGAAAUAAUGGAGGAUGUGAUGGAUCGCGACGACUCAAAAAACGAAAUAAUGGAGGAUAUGAUGGAUCGCGACGACUCGAAAAACGAAAUAACGGAAGAUGCAAUGGAUCGCGACGACUCGAAAAACGAAAUAGCGGAAAAUGCGAUGGAUCGCGACGACUCGGAAAUAAAAACAAUGGAAAACUCUGGUGAAACGAUAUGGAUGGGUGGGGUUCAACAAGAUGGAGUGAUCGAUGAUGACUACUCAAAAGACAGGAAUGGUGGGGAAUUGGAGAUGAAUGGUGUUCAACAGGGCUGGACCACUGACCUUGACGUUCCAGAAAGCAAAAUGAUAGAAGGCAGAGAAAUAGGAGGAACAAAUAUUGAAGAUGGCGAAACUACGGAGGCUGAUGUUGAUUUUCCGCGAGAAGGGAUAAUUGAUGAUGAUAAUUUAGAGGGUGAAGCAAUAGAAGACGGAGAAGAAGUAGAGAUGGAUAUGUAUGAAAAGGAAUACGAAGAACGUGGUGACAUAGAAGACAGUAAGCAGGGAAGAAGGGUUCACUGGGAUCAGGAUAUCACUGGUAGUUAG